UCGCUCUCAGCGAGUGAUGAAUUACUGAUCUGGACGGAGUGUAUAAGUAGAAGAGUCUCAAAGUCCCACGAUCGGUUCUGGUCGACCGGACGUAUUCUCUCAGAUCUCGAACCCAAGUCGUGCCUGAUUUCAGAAUUGAACCUCCACCAACUCGGUCCAGUCGACGGCAUUGUCCUUGAUCAGCGUCAUGCCUUUUAUCUGCUGGACCCUCACUGGGCUCAUCGUAAGCUCUGUACUCCUGUAGAGUCCAGAAGAUGUCCUCGGCGGCCAACCAUCUGCUGUAUAUCUUGACUGAUUCAAAUCUACCCACCGGUGGGUUUAUAGCAUCCUCAGGAUUGGAAUCGUACGUGACCCAUGGAUUUCUCAAGUCGACCGAAGGGGAUGCUCGUGGAUCAAAGGGCGCAGCCACCACUGGAACGACUGCCAAGGCGUCAAAGUCCGACUCGAUAGGCGAAUGGAUCACUCGAUUUGGAACUGCAGAAAUGGAUAAUUACGCCUCAACCACCGUUCCAUAUCUGAACGACGCAUGGACGGCAUCCACCUCGUAUCUUGCCAUCGAUCACCCAUCUGACUCGGAUCUGCCUACCGUCAUCGACAGGCUCGAGACCCUGGACAAUUAUCACGAAGCGUCUCUGCUCUCGCACGUUGCGAGGAGAGCGUCGAAAGCUCAAGGAGUGGCUAUCCUGAUGCUGUACGUGAGAUCAUUUGCAGGGCAGCAGAACCAGACCCAGCGCGUUGGACCCGACGAAGGGACGAAUGCCCGACUUGCAGAUGAGCUCGUCGCGAAGUACAAGCAUAGAAUUAGAGCUGGAAAAGCUCCCGGACACUUGUCCAUAUGCUUUGCCAUCUUAUGUGCAGCUUUGGAUCUGACCCGAGAACAAUGCUUGCAUCUGCAUCUUUAUCUCCAUGCAAGGUCUGUUCUGUCGUCUGCGGUGAGAUUGAACCAGGUCGGACCAUAUGAAUCGACAUCCCUACUGGCAACUCGAUUCAAGGAUCUCGUAGAGGUCGCUAUGAGGUCUCAUGGAGGCGCUGGGACGGGACUGUUCAGGGAUCAAGAGGACACUUCAACGAUUGAGGGCCAGACAAUGCCACGUAAGAAGGUUCAGCAGGAGUUUUGGGCCUGGGCAUACGAUGCAGAAACCUUUGGCCCAGCCACGACGUGGCCUUUGGGGGAGAUCCUGCUCGCGAGGCAUGAUCUACAGCACACAAGAUUAUUCAAUUCAUAGACUGACACGAUAGAAUGACGGGCGAGGCCACGUCUGUUCAGACAAU
This is a messenger RNA of Kockovaella imperatae, 1272 nucleotides long. RefSeq lists its product as hypothetical. The transcript is spliced from 2 exons. The record is from RefSeq and is a predicted model, not a curated record. Bases 255 to 1226 code for a protein of 323 amino acids. Lineage: Eukaryota; Fungi; Basidiomycota; Tremellomycetes; Tremellales; Cuniculitremaceae. Gene Ontology annotation, molecular function: nickel cation binding.